This is a messenger RNA of Penicillium chermesinum, 546 nucleotides long. Its product is annotated as coiled-coil-helix-coiled-coil-helix domain-containing protein. Gene Ontology annotation, biological process: mitochondrial electron transport, NADH to ubiquinone. Bases 1 to 546 code for a protein of 181 amino acids. Lineage: Eukaryota; Fungi; Ascomycota; Eurotiomycetes; Eurotiales; Aspergillaceae. The record is from RefSeq and is a predicted model, not a curated record. The transcript is spliced from 4 exons.
AUGGCUCAGAGAGAUGCUCGCUUCAACCAACAUGUCCUGGUGGACACCACUCCGAUGCCUGACCACAUCCCCAAGGUGGAAGAGAUCGGAACCUCAUCAGCGCCUCUUCUGAGCGCUUCCUACUUCAUUGGAGCCCGGUGCAAGGCGUUCAACGACGAUUUUAUGCAGUGCAAGCAAGAGGCAAAUGGCCGCGGUGAAAUCGACUGCUUGAAGGAGGGCCGCAAGGUUACCCGCUGUGCUUCCAGCGUGAUCAAGGAUAUCAACACCCACUGCCUGGCCCAAUUCAAGGCCCACUGGGAAUGCCUCGAGAACAACAACCACAACCUGUUUGAGUGCCGCAGCCCUGAAUUCAGCCUGAACAAGUGUGUUUUCCAAAACCUGGGCCUCCAGAAGACUAUCCCCGGUGCCCCCGAAGACCAGGUCCCCGUCCACCUGCGCCCACGACAGAAGUACUCCGUCAAUGCCUGGAACCAGUUUGACCUCGAGCAGCGCAAGGAAGCCCGGGAGGCCGGCGCAUCGCUGUUCAAGCAGCAGGAGCAAAAAUAA